CGAAGAGACUAAAAACCCAGUUCGGUUAUUAUGAAGGGCAAAACCCAUCACCAGAACGGCAAUGGCGGCAGCUCAAGCGACACGUCACCGAGCCCGCCUCCGUCGCCGCGCCGCCGCUCCGGCAGCCUCUCAUUCUGCCGGCGCCGCCUGAGGUCGAAGUCGUUCUCCGGCGGCGCUUUUUUCCGCAGGAAACUUCGCUACUUGCUGGUACUCCCGAUGCUGUACGUGUCCGGGCUGAUCAUGUGCGUGGGCCCCUUCUCCGCCCUGGUGGGCCACUCCCCACCUCCUCCCGGGUCGGUCUACCGAAGCCACCAGAUGUUCCAGAAGCUCUGGGAUGAUAUUCACUCCGAUAAUUCUUCCGCAAUUCAGCUUUCCUCAGUGUGGAGUUACAGAAGGAGACUGAAAGAGCAGAAGCCCUGUCCCAAUUCAACUGCUGGACAACUCUUUGAUUCCUCAGGCCCUAGUGGCUACUUGGUUGUUGAGGCUAAUGGUGGACUUAACCAGCAGCGAUCUGCGAUCUGCAAUGCGGUCGCUGUUGCUGGACUUUUGAAUGCAAUUCUAGUAAUUCCUCAAUUUGAGUUCAAUAGUGUUUGGAGGGAUUCAAGUAAGUUUGCUGACAUCUAUGAUGAAGAUCAUUUCAUUUCCACUCUUGAGGGCUAUGUUAAGGUUGUUAAAGAGCUACCUCAGGACUUGAUGGAGAGAUACGAUUAUAACAUUAGUAAGAUACCAAACUUCCGCGUCGAAGCUUGGGCUUCUGCCAAUUAUUACACCGGAGUCGUUUAUCCCGUCCUGAGAAGUCAAGGGAUUAUUCGGAUGUCGCCCUUUGCUAAUAGAUUGGCUAUGAAUGUCCCACCACACAUUCAAUUUCUAAGAUGUCUAGCUAAUUAUGAAGCAUUGAGGUUUUCUGCUCCGAUUUUGGCUCUUGGAAAGACAUUAGUUAGUCGUAUGGCCAAAAAGAGCCCAACAACCGGUGGAAAAUACAUCUCUGUCCAUCUUCGGUUUGAGGAGGAUAUGGUGGCCUUCUCGUGUUGUUUGUAUGAUGGGGGAGAGGCUGAAAAGUCGGAGAUGGAUUCAAUUAGAGAAAAAGGGUGGAAGAAGAAAUUCAAGCGAAAAGAUCGUGUUAUUUCACCUGGUCAAAACCGAGUUGAAGGGAAAUGUCCACUAACCCCAUUGGAGGUCGGAAUGAUGCUCCGGGGUAUGGGAUUCGAUAACAACACUUCCAUCUACUUGGCCUCGGGAAAAAUAUACCAGCAAGAGAAACGUCUAGCUCCUCUGCUAAAGAUGUUUCCCUACGUGCAUACGAAGGAGGAUCUUGCAUCCGCAGAUGAGCUUGCUCCUUUUCAGGGAUAUUCUUCGAGAUUGGCGGCUUUAGACUAUACAGUAUGCUUGCUUAGUGAGGUUUUCGUAACAACUCAAGGUGGGAACUUCCCACAUUUUCUAAUGGGUCAGCGGCGAUUUCUCUAUGCCGGACAUGCCAGGACAAUCAUACCUGAUAAGCGCAAGCUUGUUGUUCUAUUAGAGGAUAGGAAUAUAAGUUGGCAAGGUUUCAAGGAUGAAAUGGAAGCAAUGCUAGCUGAAAGCGACCGCAAAGGAAUGAUAAUACCAAGAGUGAAAAAGAUAAACAGAAAAUCUUCUGUAUACACUUACCCUUUGCCGGAAUGCAGGUGUCUACAGCAGAGGCAUAACACACAAGUAGACCUGCUUACGCAUUCUUGAUGUUCGCGUCAUGCUUCAUAAUUUCUCAGUUGUGCUUUCAAACCAAUCUUAUACUUCGCCCAUGGGAAGUCGGUUCUUCUCUCGUGUGGUUUAUACUCUUGUUCCAUUGCUCGUCAAGACGAUGCCGGCAAAGGUAGAUGUGUUCGUAAUUGUACAGGAAAUUGUGCAGAUUGAUCACUAGAGAAACUCGUUUUUUUUUUUUUUGCGCAUUAGUUUUUCUUGUGAAUGAUGUUGGAUCUCUUUCUUGCACCGGCUAAAGCUUGUCAGUAAGCAGAGAUGAACUUGGAGUUGGUAUUUUUUUUCCUUGUGGAUAUUCAGAAUUUUCUUGUCCAUUUGGAGAUGGAUUUCUGGUUCUGGUCUAAUGGGGCUUGGUGUAGAAACACUACGGAUUUGUGUCUUUGUAGCAAGGGUGUAACACUUCUUUAUCCUUACAGUUUUAUUUGUCGUUUUUGUAAGCUUAAGAAAAGCAAUUUUGGUUAACAAAGAGCAAGGAACAUCGUCUUGAGGAGGCCAAAAUGUGAAAAUUUGACACCAUUUUGCAUCUACAUGUCUCAUCCACGAA
Molecule: messenger RNA, 2278 nt
Organism: Morus notabilis
Lineage: Eukaryota; Viridiplantae; Streptophyta; Magnoliopsida; Rosales; Moraceae
Product: O-fucosyltransferase 10
Exons: 10
Coding region: 31-1716 (561 amino acids)
Source: RefSeq, a predicted model, not a curated record